AUGGCAAUGACAAGCAGCAAAACACAAUGUUUUAAAUGCAAGAUAGAAAAAAUAACAUAUCCUUGUAAAGGAUGUUCAAAAGAAUUUUGUUUAAUUCAUUUAACAGAACAUCAACAAAUAUUAAAUGAAGAAUUAAAUCAAAUUACCAAUGACUAUAAUGAAUUUAAACCAAGCAUUAAUAAACAAAAAGAACAAUCACACAAUUAUUCAGUAAUAAAAAAAAUUAAUCAAUGGGAAAUAAAUAGAAUUGAACGAACUCGACAACAGGCACAAGAGUACCGAGAACUUGUCAUUAAAUCAUCCGCAUCAUUAACAGUUAUUAAUGAUAUUGAAAUGAAAUUUAAUGAUUUAAGUGAACAAAUAAAACAAAUUCAUAAAGAAAAUAUAUUUAAUGAAAUUAAUUUAAAUUAUUUAACAGAUCAAUUGAAGAAAAUGAUACAAGAAUUGAAUAACCCACCAAAUAUUUCUAUCGCACCAGAUUCACAAUCACAAGUUGAUGAAGUUCUACUUAUUGUAUCAAGAAGAAUUUUUAUUGACAAAAAUAAAAAUAUUUUCAUUGCUGAUCUUUGGAAUCAUCGUAUUGUUGAAUGGAAAUGUGGUGCAAAGGACGGACAAAUCAUUGCAGGUGGAAAUGGCAAAGGAAAUGGAAUGGGUCAAUUGAAUGAGCCAUCAGAUGUGAUUGUUGAUCAAAAAAAUCAUUCGAUCAUCAUUGCCGAUUCUGAGAACAAACGGGUUAUACGAUGGUUUAAUCAAAAGCAACAAAUUCUCAUUCAGAAUAUUGACUGUUAUGGCUUGACAAUGGAUAAACAUGGAUUUCUUUACGUUUCAGAUUGGAAGAAUAAUGAAGUGAGACGAUGGAAAAUGGGAGAAUAUGGCAAUGAUGGAAUUGUAGUGGCAGGUGGAAACGGAAAAGGAUAUCAACUCAACCAAUUAUAUGGCCCUACUUUUAUCGUUGUUGAUGAAAAUCAAUCUAUUUAUGUAUCAGAUACCUACAAUCAUCGUGUGAUGAAAUGGAAAAAAGAUGCAAAACAAGGAAUAGUUGUGGCUGGAGGAAAUGAUCACGGAGAAAAUCUCAGUCAAUUGUUCCAUCCUCGAGGAGUAGUUGUUGAUCAUUUAGGUCAAAUCUAUGUGGCGGAUUGUAUGAAUCAUCGAGUAGUGCGUUGGUGUGAAGGAAAAAGUGAAGGUGAAAUUGUUGUUGGUAGAAAUAAAAGAAGAAAUCAAUUAAAUCGAUCGAAAGGUCCAAUGGGUUUAUCUUUUGAUGAUGAAGGAAAUCUUUAUGUUGCUGAUUUUAAUUAUCAUCGAAUUGAAAGUUUUAAAAUAAUUUUCAUAACAGUUCAAAUCAAAUGUCAAAAAGUAUGCAAGAAAACAUCUCAAUACGGUCUAUGUUCAACGAAUAGUGCAUGUGGAUGUUUUCAUGUGUUAGGUGCUAAUUAUAAUACAGGCAUUUGUGGUUUUCGCUGGCCAGCAUGUUCUCGCCUUGUUCUAUGUAAUUCUUCAGACAACUCAUGUUCUCAACCUGAUACAACCUGUGUGAGACAUCCUCAAUGUAAUGAUCUUCCUGUUUGCUAUCCAGUUACAAUGACUAAUCAAAGUAUCUGUCCACCAAUGAAAAAUAAUAUCAAUGUUAAGUGGGAACAAAAUGCCACUACUGUGGCUGGUGAAAAUGUAUCAGGACAACAAUUAAAUCAACUCGAUCGUCCUCGUGCCAUCUUUAUUGACGAAAAGAAAAAUAUUUUCAUUGCUGAUUCUUGGAAUGAUCGUAUUAUUGAAUGGAAAUAUAAUGCAAAAGAAGGACAAAUCAUUGCAGGUGGAAAUGGCAAAGGAAAUGAAAUGGAUCAAUUGAAUGAGCCAUCAGAUGUGGUUGUUGAUCAACAAAACCAUUCGAUCAUCAUUGCUGAUUAUAAGAAUAGCCGUGUGGUUCAAUGGGUGGGUGAAAAGCAACAAAUUCUCAUUCAAAAUAUUGUUUGUUAUGGCUUGGCAAUGGAUAAACAUGGAUUUCUUUAUGUUACUAAUGAUAGAAAGAGUGAAGUGAGACGAUGGAAAAUGGGAGAAUAUAACAAUGAUGGAAUUGCAGUGGCAGGUGAAAAUGGACUAGGAAGUCAACUCAAUCAACUCGAUCAUCCUCGUUUUAUCUUUGUUGAUGAAGAUCAAUCUGUUUAUGUAGCGGAUGUAGGUAAUCAUCGUGUGAUGAAAUGGAAAAAAGAUGCAAAAGAAGGAAUAGUUGUGGCUGGAGGAAAUGAUAAAGGAGGAAAUCUUAAUCAAUUGUCUAGUCCUCAUGGAGUAAUUGUUGAUGAUUUGGGUCGAAUCUAUGUGGCAGAUUGGGGGAAUAAUCGAGUAAUGCGUUGGUCUGAAGGAAAAGAAGAAGGUGAAAUUAUUGUUGGUGGAAAUGGUGGAGAAAAUCAUCCAAAUCAAUUGAGUCAACCCCAUGGUUUAUCUUUUGAUGAUGAAGGAAAUUUAUAUGUUGCUGAUUAUUGGAAUCAUCGAAUUCAAAAAUUUGAAAUAAUUCUGUGA
Adineta steineri is the source of this 2511-nucleotide messenger RNA. The record is from the annotation of a GenBank genome assembly. Lineage: Eukaryota; Metazoa; Rotifera; Eurotatoria; Adinetida; Adinetidae.